Molecule: messenger RNA, 1110 nt
Organism: Symphalangus syndactylus (siamang)
Lineage: Eukaryota; Metazoa; Chordata; Mammalia; Primates; Hylobatidae
Gene: TNFRSF18
Product: TNF receptor superfamily member 18
Biological process (GO): negative regulation of apoptotic process; positive regulation of cell adhesion
Cellular component (GO): external side of plasma membrane; plasma membrane
Molecular function (GO): protein binding; tumor necrosis factor receptor activity
Source: RefSeq, a predicted model, not a curated record
AUGAGCGCGUUUGGGGCCCUGUGCGGCCUGGCGCUGCUGUGCGCGCUCAGCCUGGGUCAGCGCCCCAGCGGAGGUCCCGGGUGCGGCCCUGGGCGCCUCCUGUUCGGGUGGGGAACGGACGCGCGCUGCUGCCGCGUUCACCUGACGCGCUGCUGCCGCGAUUAUCCGGGCGAGGAGUGCUGUUCCGAGUGGGACUGCGUGUGUGUCCAGCCUGAAUUCCACUGCGGAGACCCUUGCUGCACGACCUGCCGGCACUACCCUUGCCCCCCAGGCCAGGGGGUACAGUCCCAGGGGAAAUUCAGUUUUGGCUUCCGGUGUAUCGACUGUGCCUCGGGGACCUUCUCCGGGGGCCACGAAGGCCACUGCAAACCUUGGACAGACUGCACCCAGUUUGGGUUUCUCACCGUGUUCCCUGGGAACAAGACCCACAACGCUGUGUGCGUCCCAGGGUCCCUGCCGGCAGAGCCACUUGGGUGGCUGCCCAUCGUCCUCCUGGCCGUGGCCGCCUGUGUCCUCCUCCUGACCUCGGCCCAGCUUGGACUGCACGUCUGGCAGCUGAGGAGUCAGCGCAUGUGGCCCCAAGGUCUGUCACAGCCUGGUGGGGGGAGGUGGGAGCAUGGCUGCCUGCUGACCGUGGUCCCCCUGCAGAGACCCAGCUGCUGCUGGAGGUGCCGCCAUCGACCGAAGACGCCAGCAGCUGCCAGUUCCCCGAGGAAGAGCGGGGAGAGCGAUCGGCAGAGGAGAAGGGGCGGCUGGGAGACCUGUGGGUGUGAGCCUGGCCGUCCUCCGGGGCCGCCGGACCGCAGCCAGCCCCUCCCCAGGAGCUCCCCAGGCUGCAUGGGCUCUGUGUUCUGCUCUGGGCCGGGCCCUGCUUCCUUGGCAGCAGAAGUGGGUGCAGGAAGGUGUCAGUGACCAGUGCCAUGGACCACGGAGGUCGGCGGCCGCGGCUGGGCCCUGCAGGAGGGAGAGAGAGACACAGUCAUGGCCCCCUUCCUCCUUUGCUGGCCCUGCUGGGGUGGGGUCUCAGGAUGGGAGGCUGUGUCCGUGGGUGUGCAGCGUCCAACACGGGACCUGGCUGCACGGGGCCUUCAAUAAACACUUGUCCAGUGA